Molecule: messenger RNA, 3184 nt
Organism: Pantherophis guttatus
Lineage: Eukaryota; Metazoa; Chordata; Lepidosauria; Squamata; Colubridae
Gene: PUF60
Product: poly(U) binding splicing factor 60
Biological process (GO): mRNA splice site recognition; alternative mRNA splicing, via spliceosome; regulation of alternative mRNA splicing, via spliceosome
Cellular component (GO): precatalytic spliceosome; catalytic step 2 spliceosome
Molecular function (GO): RNA binding
Source: RefSeq, a predicted model, not a curated record
AGCCGCGUGAAAGAGAUGCGGGGCAUCCUCGGUUGAGCCGCUGACGGGGCGUGAGGCGAGGGGGGCCCGGGACUACAUUUCCCAGCCGCCUCGCGGCACUCUCCGCCUCGCGCGCCUCCCCUCCCCCCCUCCUCUCCCGCGGGCGGCCAGCCAGUCCGGCCUCCUGCCCCGCCCCCCCCCCCCUUUCCCGGGGUUGCCCGAGCUGCGGCCAGACGGUCCGGGUCAGCCAGGCAGUUUCUGGAGCCAAGCCGCGCCCGUCCCGGAGCCCCGAGGACCGACGCGCCUCCCGGAUGGCUGGGCGUCAUCGGCCGGCUGAGGAGCCCAUGCCCGCUCCGUGGAGAGGUUGCAUAGGCCGCCAACCACAAGAACCCCCGGAGAAAGAGGCGCCCCCACCCUUCGCAGGGCCCCCCGAGGGGAUGCCGGAAGCCGGCCUGGAUGGGACAGCGGCCCUUGGAUGGUGGGAGGCUUUGGUCUGGGGCCGUCCCCGACUUUGUAAAGGCUCCAGGUGAUCCGCUUCUCUCUUCUUCCGGGGCCCCUUGUGGUCCAGCAGCUUCGCCCUAACCUCCCCCCCCCCCCACGGACUGCCCGAUAGCAGCUGGGUCCCGAAUGGCUCUGCAGGAGGGUCACACGGAUGGCUUCCAAAAGGUUCCCCCCCCACCGGCCCGGUUCCUGCCACGGGGGUGUUCACGAGCAUUUGGAUCCAGUCUCUGCUCCUUUUCAGGGCAGCUCUUCAAGGCCGGGUGGGAGAGGGGCCAAGACCACCGGCUCGUGGGCCAAGGUCCACUUGCUUAGAAUCAGCAGAUUGAAAGCUGUGCCAAAUAAAGACUGUGAGGCGACAGUUUUGAUGCCGUUUCAGACUUUUUCUAGCUGAUUUCUAAUCAACAAAGGCGAAUAUUUUCUCUGCAACAUUCUCUACUAAGAACUCACAAUGGUACUCCACGGAUAGUCUGGCCAUCUUUCCCUAGAUGGUCUGUAUCAUAAAAAGUGAACCUUGAGAAAUUGGAAGAGGUUCCCUGCAUUUUCAGUUUUACCUCCUCCGGAUUGGGCCUCUGCACAACCUGGCUGGUGGAAAUGGCCAGGCAGGGAACUGGGAGCUGGAUUCAAGCUGUGGUCAAUCCAUUUGAGGGAAGGCGAGGCCUCAGAAGUCCUGGAAGAGGGGCAGGUCCUUCCACUCCUCAAGGAACUAAAUCUGAAUCCAGCAGUUAUGAAUUACUUCCAUUAUGUCUCAAAUACUCCCCUUCUUGGGGAAGGUUAAGAAAGAGGUGGGACUGCAGUUACAAAAGCCUCCAGAGACAGUUUGGUUUCAUUCCUGAUCAUGGGAUAGAAUCUGCAUUGGUCCCUCUGAUGGUUGACCUGUGGAAGAUGAUGGGAGGCCUCCCAAUGGAUUGCUAUGCUGCCAGUCACAGCAUCCUCCUGAACCUCAUCUGAGGACUGAGAGUUUCUCUGGGCACCGAAACCGUCAAGGUGGAAAAUGGGCAGAGCACGUCAGCCAAGCUGGGGCUCCCUCCUCUUACCCCGGAGCAGCAGGAGGCCCUUCAGAAGGCCAAAAAAUAUGCGAUGGAGCAGAGCAUCAAAAGCGUCUUGGUGAAGCAGACGAUUGCCCACCAGCAGCAGCAGCUCACCAACCUCCAGAUGGCAGCAGUGACAAUGGGCUUUGGAGAUCCUCUCUCACCUUUACAAUCGAUGGCAGCGCAGCGGCAGCGGGCCCUGGCCAUCAUGUGCCGGGUCUAUGUGGGCUCCAUUUACUAUGAGCUGGGAGAGGACACCAUACGGCAGGCCUUCGCCCCCUUUGGACCCAUCAAGAGUAUCGACAUGUCCUGGGACUCUGUGACCAUGAAGCACAAAGGCUUUGCUUUUGUGGAAUAUGAGGUCCCCGAAGCUGCUCAGCUGGCCCUGGAGCAGAUGAACUCUGUGAUGCUCGGAGGGCGGAACAUCAAGAGGCCCUCACGGGUCGCCUUCCUGCAGGUGGGGAGGCCCAGCAACAUUGGCCAAGCGCAGCCCAUCAUCGACCAGCUGGCAGAGGAGGCUCGAGCCUUCAACCGCAUUUACGUGGCAUCGGUGCACCAGGAUCUUUCUGAUGACGACAUCAAGAGUGUCUUUGAGGCCUUUGGGAAGAUCAAGUCCUGCACGCUGGCCCGGGAUCCCACCACGGGGAAGCACAAGGGCUACGGCUUCAUCGAAUACGAGAAGGCCCAGUCCUCGCAGGACGCCGUCUCUUCCAUGAACCUCUUUGACUUGGGGGGCCAGUAUCUCCGUGUGGGCAAAGCGGUCACUCCGCCCAUGCCUCUGCUGACCCCAGCAACCCCGGGAGGCCUGCCCCCUGCAGCAGCCGUAGCUGCAGCUGCUGCCACGGCGAAAAUCACCGCUCAGGAAGCUGUGGCAGGGGUGGCGGGUGCUGCUGUCCUUAGCACAUUAGCCACCCCUGGACUGGUGACCCCAGCCCUGACCCUAGCGCAGCCCUUGGGGGCCUUACCACAGGCUGUGAUGGCAGCUCAAGCUCCAGGCGUCAUCACGGGUGUCACACCAGCUCGCCCACCUAUUCCUGUCACUAUUCCCCAGGUGGGUGUGGUGAACCCUAUCUUGGCCAGUCCCCCAACACUAGGCCUGCUAGAAGCCAAGAAGGAGAAGGAGGAGGAGGAAGUUUUCCAAGAAUCUGAAAGGCCAGAGAUGCUCAGUGAACAGGAGCACAUGAGCAUCUCUGGCAGCAGCGCCCGCCACAUGGUGAUGCAGAAGCUUCUCCGGAAACAAGAGUCAACAGUGAUGGUUUUGCGAAACAUGGUGGACCCCAAGGACAUUGAUGAUGAUUUGGAAGGAGAAGUAACAGAGGAGUGUGGCAAAUUUGGGGCUGUCAACAGAGUCAUCAUCUAUCAAGAGAAGCAGGGCGAGGAAGAAGACGCGGAGAUCAUUGUCAAGAUCUUUGUGGAAUUCUCCAUGGCCUCAGAGACUCACAAAGCCAUCCAGGCACUGAAUGGGCGCUGGUUUGCGGGCAGGAAGGUUGUGGCUGAAGUGUAUGACCAGGAGAGAUUUGAUAAUAGUGACCUCUCCGCAUGAACUCUUUCACAAAGACUUCUCUUUCAUUUUCCCCAAUGACUCCCCUUCCCCAUGUUUUCUGGAAUAUUUUUGGACCAGCAUUAUCCUGUGUUGUACACGUAGUUGUUGGUAAAUAUGCCAGGAAGAAAAUCCA